This is a messenger RNA of Symbiodinium sp. CCMP2592, 4398 nucleotides long. The record is from the annotation of a GenBank genome assembly. Lineage: Eukaryota; Dinophyceae; Suessiales; Symbiodiniaceae.
AUGGUAGCUUCCGCCAUUGAGCUGGCUGCAGCUUUCGGUGCGGGUGCCGUCUUCUCCUGGUUCAGCUCUUCUGCCUGGGCAACGUCAACGUGUCCGGCCUGCCAGGUGUCUUGUGGCAGCCUUACCUGCCCCGUAGUGCAUUGCUCCACUGGACACAUUGAGAUCGGGCCGAUCACCGGGGCCUUCCUGUUUGUUCUGGCUGUGGCAGCAUACAUCCUCCUCAGCUGGAGGUCUCGAGCUGCUAUCGCCGAGCAAAAGGGUCCAGUUCAGAAGACUCCCUUGGGGCCGCAACCUCUUGGUCUCCUAGCACCGGGGAGCUUUGUUCUGGUCAAAUAUAACGUCCCAGAGGAUCUAUGGCACGCACGCUUACUGCUAGCUCCAGUUUCAGGCUCUUCAUGGGUGAUACUCACUCCACAAGCGGAUCUGUACAUCGAGGACCUCGGAAAUGCGAACACAGACAUUUCGGGAUGGAGGGCUUACGAUCCGUCCGGGCCAGUACCUUAUGGUUUGUUGGGUCACCAGAUACACCGGUUUCGCGUCCUGCCAGAUGCUGCUGCUAUCACUCGUCUUUGCGCGGAGGGAGAAGCACACGCUCAGGUAGAGCGAGCUCGUUUGGGGCUCUCAGCCGGUACACCCGCUCAUGCCGCUCCACCUGGUGGUCAGAUCGCAAACCUGGCAGGGCCGGGUGCUGGACAGUCAGCACUAGGCGGCGCGGCGCAAGCUGCCCCUGCCGACAAUGGAGCUGGCCACGCAGGGCUCGCUGCUGCCCUUGGAGGUGGGAUCGGAGCGCAUUUUGCCGUCGAACCGGAGGACGCAAGAACGUUGAGUAUCUCCCGAGACGACUCUGGCUUGCGGUUCAAGGAGUUCCGGAUGGCGGUGUCAGAAAGCAAGGUUGUGGAGUUUCCAGACUGGCCAAUCGGAGGUCCGCGGACAGCCAAGCAUGUGAUCACUCAGAUGUUGGAUCACGGAGGUUCGGCAUUGCAACAUCAUCAAGCUUGGAGGGUGGCUUGCAAGUUUCAACCCUCGGAUGGACCAGCUAUGGAGCACGAAGCUUGGUGCAAAGUGCUGCACACCUUCAUGACGUACGACCAAGUGGAUGUGACGAACUUGGCAGGCGCAGAGCUCAUAGUCCGUGCUAUCCAAAGAAUCGAAGAGAGGCACAAAUGGAAACUUGCAGCGGCGGAGGACUCGGGGGAAGGUGCUCUCUUCAUGGGGGCAAAUGCUGGAAGCCGAGUCGGAUCGAUCGUCUCGCCGAAGCUCACCGAGUGGAUCGGGACGGAGAUGCAGAGGGAAGCCUUGGUCGCGAAGGAGAGAAGGAAAGCUCGAGAAGAACGACGUAACAUCUUCCCCCUGCCCGAGAUCCCAUGGGAAGAGAGCGCGGGACCCAGUGAGUCCUGGCGCUUGUAUGCCAAUGAAGGGAUCAAAGCUCUCAACGACCUUGCGGGUUGUGUUAAUUCGGAACAUCACAUGCGUAAAAAGAGCACUCGAGCUCAGCGCCGAGUUCUUUCUUUGAUCUCCGAUGCCUACCUCCAUGCUGAUGCGAAUCAAACUCCUGAUGCGACUGGGGAUGGUAUUCGGGGGUUGUGCUCGUCCUCUCGGUUGUAUAACAACGGCCGGAGCGACGUUCAGCCCUACGCCAGAGAGAAUAUCUCUUGGCCUGAGGUCAAGUCCUCGCCCGAGAAUGUACCCGUUACGCCUUAUGUUGACCCCGUCCUCAAGAACAACGUUGCUGAGUACUGUGGGUUUCUUGAUGAGCUCAUCCAAAGGAACAUGGUGGGUUUUCAGCUUGCCGAAGUGUGUGAAAGUCGAUUGGGCAUUUUCUUCGUUCGAAAGAAGUCUGGUCAGCUGCGGUUGCUUUUUGACACUAGACGUCUCAAUCAGCUUUUCGUCGACCCGCCGACUACCGACCUUCCUUCAGCUGAUGCGUUCACUCGCCUUGAAAUGCCAGAGAACAAAACCUUUAUGAUUGCCUCGGGCGACCUAGCCAACGCCUUCUACACCCUCUCCAUUCCUGACGACCUCGCCCGGAUGUUCACACUCCCCGCUAUCGAGGCUGGACGUCUGGGUAUUACCAGUGUCGACGGCAAUGCGUGCGGAACCAAGACGCUGAUUGUGCCGUACCUCAAAGUACUCCCCAUGGGUUGGAACUGGGCGCUGCAUAUUUGUCAACAGGUUCUGCUUAAUGCUAUUGAUCAUGCUGGGUUUGACGGAUCACAGAUAGUUGGUGACAAAAGAGGGGCCGUUGAAGUUCGACAUGACACUGAUCUCGCCGUCGCUGGGUACGUAGACAAUUUCGGAGUGUUUGGCGUCAAUGCUGACUCGGUGAACUCAGGCCUCAGACGAAUCUGCGACAUUCUGAGGGGCUGGGGUCUCACAGUGCAUGAAGUCGAGGUAGCUCAACAACAGUGUGACUUCGUCGGGCUCCACUUCGAUGGUCAAACUGGUUUUGUUUCUAUCAAGACUAGCCGGUUGUUGAAGAUCAAGAGCGCGAUUGAGGAGCUUCUCAGACUUCAAGUAUGCACUGGGAGGACAUUGCAACUCAUUCUCGGACAUUGUACCUGGGCUCUUAUGGGGCGAAGACAAGGGCUUGCACUGCUUCGUGCUUCGUAUGCCUUCGUACAUCAGAAUUUAUCUUGUGCCUCCCGCCUGUGGGAGAGUGUCCGGAAGGAGCUGCAGUGGAUCGCUGCUCUACUCCCGCUCUUUCGUUUCAAAAUCAAUACGGGGUGGAGUUCAGAUGUUGUCGCCAGUGACUCUUCUCCCUGGGGCGUCGGCGUUUGUCAUAGGCAGCUUGAUGUCGGGCAAGUUCGGAGCAUUGGUUCUUGCAGCGAGCGGUGGCGAUUCAAAUUUGAAGAUGCUCUGCAGGCACGGGAGCGUGCUCUCCAGGAGCGAACUAAGCCGGGGCAGCCUGAAGAGCUCAUCAGUUGUGUACCACACUCCACUGGCAAGAACAAUAGUUUCAUUACGAGCCUUGGCUUUGAGGAAGUCCCUCAUGACAUCAUGCUGCGCAAGCAUUGGUGCGUUGCGUGGUCAAAACCCUGGGAGCAUGAGGCUAACAUCUUGCACACUGAAGCUCGUGCCCUCACUUGGUCAGUUGAGCAUCUGUUGCGAGCCAAUCGUUGCAUACAGAAGAGACUGCUUUGCUUCAGUGAUAACCUCCCCCUUGUUCUCACUGCCACCAAAGGGCGGAGGAAAUCCGCCCAUCUCAACAAGCAAUUGCGAAAGCUUGCAGCUUUGUGUCUCGCUACCGGCUCGAAGGUGCACGUAAGGUGGGUGCCUUCAGAAAUCAAUCCAGCUGACGCUCCGUCGCGUGCUUUUCAGCAGUGGAAGGAACUUCAGCUCGUGCACUGGUGGGACGAUCUUCGGCUAGAGCAGCUCCUCCGUGACGAUGAGCCCUCCACCCUGACGGACUACACCAAUCGGUUGAAGGCGUUCGCGGCUUGGCUCGGAGAGGACCCGCUGCUGAUCAUGACCGUUCAUCUCCUCGACAAUCUCCUCAUCGGAUACCUGGAGGAGCUCUUCGACAUGGGGAAAGGGAUCGACAGUGGCAUCCGCAUAGUCGCGGCAAUCAAGUUCUUUCACCCGCAUGUGGGGAAAGGCACUCUCGGGGCACUGCCCCGCGCCGCCAGGGCCUUGAAAGGUUGGCAGCUAGCCGCGCCUCCUCAACAACGACUCCCCAUCCCUGCAGAGGCCCUCGGCGCGAUCAUUGGAGUGCUGCUCGAAAUGGGUUAUGCAGAGAUGUGCCUGCGACUCUUCAUCCAGUUUCUUUGCUACCUGAGGCCGGGCGAGUGCUCGAACCUGUUGGUGAAGCAGCUGGUUCCACCUCAAAGGCAUGCGCUAGCCGGCAAUGCCUUCGGUUCUUGGGCGAUCCUCCUUCACCCGAGCGAGGACAAGAUCGCGGGCAAAACCAACAUCUUCGAUGCCUCAGUCCUGCUGGACUCCGACAGUUGGAUGGGGCCACUUCUGUUCGGGCUGAUUGCGGGCAAAAGGCCAGACUCCCCACUCUGGAGCGAUUCGCAUCGUUCCCUCCACAAUCUCUUCACUGCUGCCAUCGACAGAUUGGGGCUGACCGAAAUGGGGUGGAAUCUCUACAACCUGCGGCACUGUGGGGCAACUCACGAUGUCCUGUCGAGAAGGCGGAGCUUGCUGGAGGUGAAACAACGCGGACGUUGGGCUGCAGACUCUUCCCUGAAACGAUACGUCAAACAGGCACGACUGCAGAGCGAGUUGGCCCGCAUCCCGCAGGCGAUUCGAGACCGUGGGGCCGCCAUCAUUCGAACGCUGCCCGACCUUCUGAAGGCGAAGGCCCUAAAAUUUGGAGGCAGCAGCUGUGGAACCACACAGUCACCCGCCGGCUCCAACAAGAAGGUAAAGCUCGCCCGCGUUGGCCAAAGCAUCUAG